AUAUUUAAUGGGAUCCUUCGUGGACCGAUCCCUUUGUCUUUGGUGGACCGAACCGUAUUUGCUCCUAGAGAGGUGUCACUCAUAGUUCUGUUAAUUCCCGCUUGGCUUCGUUUUUCACCUUUCACAGUUGUGCAACAGUGCACGACUUUCCCUACCGUCACUCUUUCUUUCACGACCAACAGCACCAUUAGAGCCAACGAAAUGCAGAAUUCCUUCAUCAUCAUCCGAGCCAUAUUUUUCACCCUCAUCCUUUAUUUCAAUUUACUAGCAACUAUAUUUGCAGGGUGGAAUAUCAUGUCCUCUACUUCUUCUGGGAUGCCAGCGCCUGGUGCAGCGGCAUUCCUUGUCAUAAACGCUGCCCUCAUAUUCGCUCUUACAAUCCUAGCAUAUUCGGCGGAGGUUAUAUGCCCGAAAGCGAGGCCUUCCCAUGUUAGAUUUGAGUGUGGCUGGACUGUACUGAUGGGCGUGCUUCAGCUAGCUGCCAGCAUUUAUGUCACAACCGCUCGUUCCCCAGCGUUUUGUCAAUCGCAAUCCACGUGGACUAUCUGCGCCUCUGCAGCACUACUUACGCCGAUCAGCUGGUUAGCCACGUCCACCAUGCUUGUGUAUUGUGUUACGUUAUGCGUCAUGGCAGCAACUCAUGUUCAUUUCUUGCCUGCCCUUUGGAAAAUGCCUGUGAACGCGGUUCCUUGGUUCAACCUCGCUGAUUCGCUACCUGUCUCUCUUCCCUCACGCCCAUUAUCGGAAAUAUCAUCGUCCACUUGGGCUGAAAGCGGCAGUUCUUGCAGUAUCUCCAAAUACAUUGUGGACACUUGGGAAAGGCUUCAUAGAGUCGAAGGACGUGUCAUCGAACCCUCGAAGCCUAUCCUGUUUUCCCGCAAUUGUCCAUCCAUCGAUUCUACUCGACCGGCGUGGGCGAAGCAACUUGAACUUCAGACUCGGCGUGGUGUGGACCAACCUUUUUUGACACAACGCUUAUCGCCGUCCAGCAGCUCUCCAAAGGCACCCCUGCCACCUCCAAAAGCUUGUGCCAGACAGGCGUCCGGUUCGAAUGGCUUGAAGUAUUCUGAGACUUUUGUGGAUUUGCAGCUGGGUAAAAAUACAUCCUGCUCAACUUUGACGCUACCGACACCCACCAUUUUUCCGAAGAGGAUUGCAGAUCCUGAUCUGCCCAUCCCACGACCACGAUUGUCUGAGUGGAUACCCGCGAGCGUGGCCAAUUUUCAUGCCGAACUCUGAUGACCCCUUUUUGGUCACCAUCCUUGCUCUUAAAUCACUUUCUUGUCCCAAUCAACAUAUCCAAUUGUAUCCCUUACCAUAUUUAGCUUUCAUUCGGACUUUG
Suillus discolor is the source of this 1342-nucleotide messenger RNA. RefSeq lists its product as uncharacterized. NCBI's taxonomy places the organism in Eukaryota, Fungi, Basidiomycota, Agaricomycetes, Boletales, Suillaceae. The record is from RefSeq and is a predicted model, not a curated record. The transcript is spliced from 7 exons. Bases 202 to 1239 code for a protein of 345 amino acids.